This is a messenger RNA of Eruca vesicaria subsp. sativa (arugula), 819 nucleotides long. The record is from the annotation of a GenBank genome assembly. Lineage: Eukaryota; Viridiplantae; Streptophyta; Magnoliopsida; Brassicales; Brassicaceae.
AUGGAUCUGUUCCGAGUCGGGUCAGGUAUGGAUUUGUUAGCGUGGAGAGGAAUGGCCUACACGUUUCUUCUCCUCAACUUCGUCUUCGUUUGCCAACUUCUUCUCCUUCAACCCCUCGUAUCCGCUUUAGAUGGUGAAUCUGUGAAUGCUGCUGAGUUAUAUGAGAGGGCAUCACAAAGCAUCAAAGUGAAGCAUUUUAGCGACGCUCUCGAUGAUCUCAAUGCUGCCAUUGAAGUUGACCCUGCUCUUUCUGAAGCUUAUUUCAAACGUGCUUCCGUGCUUCGUCAUUUUUGCAGAUACGAAGAUUCAGAGAUUAGCUACCAUAAGUAUUUAGAACUACAUCCAGGCGAUUCCAAUGCUGAGAAAGAGCUCUCUCAGCUUCAUCAAGCUAAGAGUGCGUUGGAGACUGCUUCGUCUCUCUAUGAAUCAAAGGACAUUGGGAAGGCUCUUGAGUUUGUUGAUAAAGCAAAGCUUCUUAAAGUGAAGCUCCUUAUGGUGUCUAAAGACUACUCAGCUGCAAUUUCAGAGACUGGUUAUAUCCUCAAGGAAGAUGAAAAUAACCUUGAAGCUCUGCUCCAGAACACAGCAGAAGAUAAUGCAAGCAAAGGAAAGCUGAGAGUUUCAACAGAGGAUUACAAAGCAGCUAUAGCUCUAGACCCUGAACAUACUGCACAUAACGUUCAUCUCUAUCUUGGACUAUGCAAGGUCUCCGUCAGGCUUGGCCGUGGAAAAGACGGCUUAGAUAGCUGCAACGAAGCACUUAACAUAGAUUCAGAACUGACUGAAGCAUUACAUCAGGUUCAUAUCAUUAAGUAUUAA